AUGAGAGAGUGGUUCACAGCUAGCUGGACCUCGGCAGCUUGGGCCAAGGGCGUAUCGCAGGUGGGAGCAACAUGGAACUCCGUCCACGAUGUGCCCAAAGGACUCAUCAAACUUCGACUUGGAGGAUCGCGGGACUCGAACAUGGAGAGCGAUCUGCUUGUGUCCUACAUGGAAGUCCUGCAGCCCCUCCAGUGCCACUUCGACGGUGCGAGCGUCCUGGCCGGCUUCGCCCUAGCUCUGGAACCGUGGGAGGGGAAUCCAGCUGGCUGGCCGCCUGGUGGGCGGGGCCUCCGGUGCCAUGCAGCUCCUGGGCUGCCAGCGCGCCGAUGGUGA
This is a messenger RNA of Symbiodinium natans, 333 nucleotides long. The record is from the annotation of a GenBank genome assembly. Lineage: Eukaryota; Dinophyceae; Suessiales; Symbiodiniaceae.